AUGGCGGCGUCCUCGCUGGAGCAGAAGCUGUCGCGACUGGAGGCGAAGCUGAAGCAGGAGAACCGCGAGGCGCGGCGGAGAAUCGACCUCAACCUCGACAUCGGCCCCGCCCGCGCCCGUCCCACCCUGCAGCUGCCCCUGGUGAGCGAGGGGGGUCGGGGGGGGCCCCCCGAGAGCCCCCAGCCCGCGCCCCCCCCCCGGCCCCGGCACAUGCUGGGGCUGUCCCCGACCCCGUUCCUGGUGCCGCGCAGCCUGGAGAGCAUCGAGAUCGACCAGAAGCUUCAAGAAAUCAUGAAACAGACGGGAUACCUGACUGUGGGGGGACAGCGGUACCAGGCCGAGAUCAAUGACCUGGAGAACCUGGGCGAGAUCGGCAGCGGCACCUGCGGGCAGGUGUGGAAGAUGCGCUUCCGCAAAACCGGCCACGUCAUCGCCGUCAAGCAAAUGCGGCGCUCGGGGAACCGCGAGGAGAACAAGCGGAUCCUGAUGGACCUGGACGUGGUGCUCAAGAGCCACGACUGCCCCUACAUCGUGCAGUGCUUCGGCACCUUCAUCACCAACGUGAGCACCUGGGGCACCUGGGGGGAGAAGCGCGGGGUGACACACUGGGGACACUGGGGACAAGGUGACAAUCGGUGUCCCCAGAUCGUGAAGGCGCUGCUGUACCUGAAGGAGAAGCACGGGGUGAUCCACAGGGAUGUCAAACCCUCCAAUAUCCUGCUGGACGAGCGGGGCCAGGUCAAACUCUGCGACUUCGGCAUCAGCGGCCGCCUGGUGGACUCCAAGGCCAAGACCCGGAGUGCGGGCUGUGCGGCCUACAUGGCGCCCGGGCGGGCAGGGCCGGCAGCCAAAGCAGCCGAGCCGGGCAGGAACCGGGAGCGCUUUCCCUGCCAGCACCGCCCUUACUGGGAGCACUGGGAGCGAACUGGGAGCAAAGAGCGCCCGGAGGCGAUGGGCGGGGCCAGAGCCAAGGGCGUGGUUAUGCAAAUAGAGAAGCAAACGCGCGCUGUGAUUGGUGGGCGGGAGCAGCGCGGGCAUUACCCGAUCAC
This is a messenger RNA of Sturnus vulgaris (Common starling), 1049 nucleotides long. Lineage: Eukaryota; Metazoa; Chordata; Aves; Passeriformes; Sturnidae. The record is from RefSeq and is a predicted model, not a curated record.